AUGCUGCUGACUUACUCGAAACCUGGACUGGCCACAUUUUGGCACUAUGCUAAGGUCAAGCUGAUUCCUCCAGCUUCUGCUGUGAUCCCAACAGCUAUUCAGAGCUUGAAAAAAGUAGUCAAUAAUGUUCAAACUAGUAGUUUCAAACAGCUCACCAUUAAGGAAACUCUGCUGAACAGUUUGAUGGCCAUCGAGGUGUGUGGGUGUGGUUUUACAUUGGCAAGAUGA
This is a messenger RNA of Phyllostomus hastatus (greater spear-nosed bat), 228 nucleotides long. Its product is annotated as ATP synthase subunit g, mitochondrial-like. Bases 1 to 228 code for a protein of 75 amino acids. Gene Ontology annotation, biological process: proton motive force-driven ATP synthesis. Gene Ontology annotation, molecular function: proton transmembrane transporter activity. The record is from RefSeq and is a predicted model, not a curated record. The transcript has a single exon. NCBI's taxonomy places the organism in Eukaryota, Metazoa, Chordata, Mammalia, Chiroptera, Phyllostomidae.